Molecule: messenger RNA, 1311 nt
Organism: Triticum turgidum subsp. durum (durum wheat)
Lineage: Eukaryota; Viridiplantae; Streptophyta; Magnoliopsida; Poales; Poaceae
Source: the annotation of a GenBank genome assembly
AUGGACGUCGACUCCGAACCGUCCGCCGAGAGCAAGCCCGCCCAGAUGGACCUCGAGGACCAGGCAAGCCGCCGCCGCCGAACUUAUUAUCUCGGGGAUUUUUCCUUCUUUUUUGGGGUUUUGAAUGCGAUUUUCCGUGCGCAGGCGGACGCGAAGGGGAAGGGGAAGGCCGAUGCCGCGGAGGAGGAGAAAGGAAAGGGGAAGGGGAAGGGCGACGAACUCGCGGACUCCAUCGGGAGUCUAUCUAUCGGCCCGGGGCGCGCCAACUUCAAGAAGAAGCCGGUGAUCAUCCUCGUCAUCGGCAUGGCCGGGACUGGGAAGACCACCUUCAUGCAUCGUCUGGUGUGUCAUAUGCAGGCAUCGGCGAACAUGAGGGGUUAUGUGCUCAACCUUGACCCUGCGGUGAUGACACUGCCAUUCGGAGCCAACAUUGAUAUCCGUGAUACCGUGCGCUACAAGGAGGUGAUGAAAGAGUACGGACUUGGUCCCAAUGGUGGCAUUCUUACCUCACUCAACCUGUUCUCAACCAAGUUUGAUGAGGUUAUAUCUGUUAUUGAAAAGCGAGCAGACCAGCUGGAUUAUGUGCUGGUGGACACCCCAGGGCAGAUUGAAAUCUUUACUUGGUCGGCUUCAGGAGCUAUCAUAACUGAAGCUUUUGCAUCAACAUUUCCAACAGUUGUUGCAUAUGUGGUUGACACCCCCAGGUCGACAAGCCCUGUGACCUUUAUGAGCAACAUGAUGUAUGCAUGCAGUAUCCUCUACAAGACCCGUUUGCCUCUGGUGCUGACAUUUAAUAAGGUUGAUGUAGCCAAGCACGAGUUUGCUCUUGAGUGGAUGCAAGAUUUUGAAGCAUUUCAGACAGCUUUGGAUUCCGACUCAUCGUACACAUCUUCAUUUACCCGGAGUCUCUCUCUUGUGUUGGACGAAUUCUACAACAACCUACGCUCUGUUGGAGUAUCGGCGGUAUCUGGCACUGGAAUUGAUGCAUUUUUUGAAGCUAUAGAAGCAAGCACUAAUGAAUACAUGGAGACUUACAGGGCUGAUCUUGACAAGAGGAUUGCUGAAAAGGAGAGACUAGAAGCUGAGCGUAGGAAUGAGAACAUGGAAAGAUUGAGGAGAGAUAUGGAGAAGUCCAAAGGACAAACUGUGGUGCUCAGCACUGGUUUGAAGGACAAAACUCCUGCCUCAGAGAUGAUGGGGGACGCGGAUGAGGAGGAAGAAGAGGAGGCGUUGGAGGAUUUCAGGAUUUCCGAGGAUGAUGAUGAUGAAGAUGAAGGAGAAGAUGAUGAAGUGACUCAUUUUGGCUUUUAA